Messenger RNA from Paramecium tetraurelia, 1575 nucleotides. RefSeq lists its product as uncharacterized. Lineage: Eukaryota; Ciliophora; Oligohymenophorea; Peniculida; Parameciidae. The transcript has 5 exons. The record is from RefSeq and is a predicted model, not a curated record.
AUGUUUACUAGUGAAAGUGUGCAAGAACAUAUACUUUAUGAUAAAAUAUAUCAAUAUCUUUGGGUUAAGUCUGAGACGUCGAGUCCACCUUCUGUGUUAAUACCAGACACUGUGAUUUUGAUAAGGUCGAUGCCAAUAUAUUGGUAUUUUACAGAUAAGGAGACAGGGGAGGUGAAAAAAAAGAUGAGGAAAAACGUUACGAAAGAAAAUAUAAAAGAAACCUGGUUGAAUUAGGUUGGGAGAUCUGGAGUAGUAGGAUAUCUGCUGCAUUUUAUAGAAAAUUUAGACUUGAAUUAUCCACCUGAGAAGCUCAAAAUAAGUGGCUAAAUUUAGAUUGUGUAUUUUGACGAAAAAGGGUUCGAAAACUUUAUGAAUUCAAAUUUGGAGCUUCCCUUUGGAAUACUCUAACGAUACGUUGAGGCAGCAGAUGACAAAAAUUCAUAAAUAUAGGCAUUUUGGAGUAAGUCAGUUACGCUCUUCACCAAGAGAGUGACAAAGAAAAGUUAUCUGAACAAAUCAAUGAAUAUUUAUGAGAGGCUGUGUACAUUCGAAGGACCUGAAUAUUUGAGUGAAGCAACUUAAGUGAAGGAUUUCUAAUCUUAACGAAUAUCUGAAUAGAUUGAAAAGAUGAUUAAUCAUUUAGAUGCAAUAUCAUUUGGAAAAUUGAAUAUAAGUUAAGGAACCUUUUAUUUUAAGGUUGACAAAUAAGCUAAAUGUUGGUUCCUAUUUUGUGGAAGUCUAAAAUUCGAUGACGAUAAGCAUUUUAAGAAUUAUCCAAAGGAUUUAUACACGCAAUCAUAAAUUUAAAUACCAAAAUCAGUGGAUGGCAUUAUGUCUGUGUAUAGUCAAAGACCAUUGCAAUUGAACAAGGAAUCUAAAUGCAUUAAGUGCGGUAACAUUGACAAAGAGAACAAUUUCAUUGAUAUUCCAUAUCAUUAUAUUUUAGAUUAAAAUGAAGAAAGUCUGCCCGCUGAUCAAUGGCCAAAUGAAAUUAAGAAAGAGGCCAAAACAGUAAAAGUGGCAGGGGCUAAUGCUGGAACCCAAGCAUUGUUAAAUACAAUAACACAGGUUCCCUUGGUAUUUUAGAAGAUUCACUAAAAGUUAAAUUACACAAACUUCGAAUAUUUUAAAAAUUCUGAUGGAUUUUUGCAUAAAAAAUUAUAAGUCUGUUUAGAUUGCUACAUAGCUUUAGUUGCUCAUCAAGAGAAGGUGUAAAAGAAUUGUGUAAUUAACAAAAUCAGUUAAAAUAUUCGAAUUCGAAAGUCAACAGGAGGCUUCACAAAUGCAAAACAGUUAAAGGCAUAUUUAAGAUAGCAAUAGAAAGAAUAACAGAAGAAAAUAAGUUAGGUUAAAACAACAGAGAGCAAUACAAGCAAUGGAAUAUAAAAAAUAAGGCCGAUUUAACAAUAUAUCAAUAUGAGAUUACAAAGUUUAAGUCCCCAAUAAAAAUACUCAAUCGAAGUUCCUUCUACUGCAGAUUACUUAUCAUUUAAAACGAAAUCAUCUAAUUACGAGAGUAAUUUAAAAAUAAGAAAUUUUUAUAACUAGUCUCUUUAAACAAAAUUGAAUUCUUGA